UAAAAAUAACAGAUACAGGCUUUGUUUUUCUUUUUCAGAUGUGAUCAUCGUGAUUCAUUACGAAUUUAAAUAUCACUAAAGAAAUCUGAUUUUAUUGCCUUGUUGUCUUAUUAAAUUUCAGUAUUUAUCUAUUCAUUUGAUCGUAAAUGAUGUGAUUUCAAAUGGUUUUCGUGAAUGUCAGAUAUUACGUUUGGACAAAAGAAAACAUUUUGUAAUGAGUAAAGAGUUUAUGGUCCUGUGAAACUGUCAUAUUCAUGCAUUUUUAUUCCAAUGUUGAUUUUUUUGGACCGGACGCUACUCGCACUAAUGUUGUCUCCGACUGGAUGCUGCAAUCUUUAAUGAGAGAGAUGUCAAAGCCAGAAAAUAAUGUAAAUGCUUUGUCUUGGCGACGUCUUCAUUUAGCUAGAGCCAAAUUAAAAGCCUCUAGUCGAACUUCCGCUCUAUUAUCUGGAUUUGCAAUGGUUGCAAUGGUUGAGGUGCAAUUAUCUAAUAAAGUACCUACUGGCUUACUGAUAGCAUUCAGUAUCUGCACAACGCUUCUAGUUGCUGUUCACCUUCUGGCUUUGAUGAUAUCUACAUGUAUUUUACCCAAUGUUGAAGCAGUGGCUAGUAUUCAUGGUCUGGCUGCAGUGUCAGAAUCUCCACACGAGAAAAUGCAUCGGUACAUAGAAGCAGCUUGGGCUUGUUCGACCGUCUUUGGGAUUUUACUGUUUCUUGCAGAAAUUGCUAUACUUUGUUGGGUAAAGUUUUAUGAUUACAGUGUGCCAGCAGCUGCUGCAGCAACUAUAAUAUUGAUUCCAGUAGUUAUUAUCUUUCUUUUCUUUGCUGUUCAUUUUUAUCGUAAAUUAGUUGCCCAUAAAUAUGAAAGGUCCACUCAAGGAUUGAGAGAGUUGGAGACAAUGGUCACCCAACUACAGAACAAUGGAACAGAGUUAGCUGUCAAUGGACCUUAUGUUAUGACUGUAUGAUUCUUUAUACGUCAUUAUUAAAUAUUCUUAUUUAUUCUAUUGUGGCCAUAUCUGUGAAAACAACAUAAGGAAGAAAUAAUGGCUGUUAAACAUAGUACUUCCUUAUGUUGUAUGUCAGUGUAUUGAAACCUUUAUUGUUUAGAUGUUAGGUUGCGCGUGGUUUUUUGUCUAAAUGUGUGGUUGCUUUGGGCAAAUUCCUUUUUUAACUAUGGGAAGCUUUUAAUGCGACAUUUUUGUUAUGACGAGUUAGUGUGUGUCAUCCUACUUAUAGGAAGACUUAAAACGGGCAUCUAAAAGAAUUCUUCUGAAGUUACAUGCCUGAAAAAAGGCUUGUCAGAUUUACACUAUUUUCUUGAAGUUAAGAACUCCAUCUUGCAAGAAUAAGCAAAGAAUUAGGAGGUGGGAUGAGAAGCCAAUCAUUAUCAGGGGUCUGUCCAGAAAUUUUGUGAAAGGUCUGUUUUUGUAAAAUUUUGAAAAAUUUACUCGUAAUUUGUGAAUAUAAAAUAA
Messenger RNA from Parasteatoda tepidariorum (common house spider), 1475 nucleotides. Its product is annotated as calcium release-activated calcium channel protein 1. Gene Ontology annotation, cellular component: membrane. Gene Ontology annotation, biological process: store-operated calcium entry. Gene Ontology annotation, molecular function: store-operated calcium channel activity. Lineage: Eukaryota; Metazoa; Arthropoda; Arachnida; Araneae; Theridiidae. The record is from RefSeq and is a predicted model, not a curated record.